This is a messenger RNA of Myxocyprinus asiaticus (Chinese sucker), 4614 nucleotides long. It is a transcript of the gene tbc1d10ab, whose product is annotated as TBC1 domain family, member 10Ab. The record is from RefSeq and is a predicted model, not a curated record. The transcript is spliced from 10 exons. Bases 263 to 1681 code for a protein of 472 amino acids. Lineage: Eukaryota; Metazoa; Chordata; Actinopteri; Cypriniformes; Catostomidae.
AGAGAAGAGGUCGAUACACACAAACAUAGAUGACAUGAAAUAUGAUAAAAACGGUCGCGCCAAAUAUAUUAUACAAGCAGUGGACUUAAAACACAGAAUGGCAUAUCGUUAGUGUCACUGGAGGCUGUGGCUCAGAUCUCAGUGUGUUGAGAGUUUGAGGCUGUUGACAGGAGGAAAUCUGUGUGUCACUGUCAAGAGAGACUUCAUUCUUACUUGAGCCACAGUCAAGCCAGUAUAUUGGGUUUUGCAGCUCAUAUUCAGGAUGGCGAAGCUUCAGUCCGGUAAUGGAGUGCAGUGGAAGGACAGCAGGAGUCUGGCCGAGCAUGAGAGAUCUUCUCUGGUCUCAGACGCUGAGCUCAACGGCUUUGCCAACACUGAGAUCCAGACUGACAAAUAUGGAUUCUUAGGAGGAGCUCAGCAGAGCUCAGGAGAAAAUGAUGACAUUCCUCCAGAGGUGCUACGACAGAGAGAAGCUAAGUGGUUGGAUAUGCUCAACAGUUGGGACAAGUGGAUGGCCAAAAAACACAAGAAGGUUAAGUUGCGUUGCCAGAAGGGCAUUCCUCCAUCACUCAGAGGUCGUGCUUGGCUUUAUCUUUCCGGUGGGAAAGUGAAGAAAGAACAAAAUCAGGGAAAAUUUCAGGAGUUGGAUAGUCAGCCUGGUGAUCCUAAAUGGCUGGAUGUGAUAGAGAAAGACCUCCACAGACAGUUUCCAUUCCACGAGAUGUUUGUAGCUCGAGGAGGCUACGGGCAGCAGGAUCUUUUCCGGGUACUGAAGGCCUACACACUACGCAGGCCAGAGGAGGGGUACUGUCAGGCUCAGGCACCUAUAGCUGCUGUGCUGCUCAUGCACAUGCCCGCUGAGGAUGCAUUCUGGGGUCUGGUCCAGAUCUGUGAGAAGUAUCUGCCUGGAUAUUACAGCGCAGGCCUGGAGGCCAUCCAGUUAGACGGUGAGAUCCUGUUCGCUCUGCUCAAGCGGAUGUCCCCUGUGGCCUACAGGCACUUGAAGAAGCAUAAGAUUGACCCUAUCCUCUACAUGACUGAAUGGUUCAUGUGUGCCUUCUCUAGAACGCUGCCCUGGGCCUCCGUCCUGCGCGUGUGGGACAUGUUCUUCUGCGAGGGAGUGAAGAUCAUCUUCCGAGUGGGUCUGGUGCUGCUGAAAUGUAUGCUGGGAUCUCAGGAGAAACUGAAGGCGUGUCAGGGCCAGUAUGAGACAAUGGAGCUGCUCAGAUCUAUUGAGCCACGAUACAUGCAGGAGACUUUCCUAGUGCAAGAGAUCAUUGAAAUGCCCGUGUCUGAGCGAGACAUCGAGAAGGAGCACCUCUCACAACUCCGCCGCUGGAAGGAGACUCGUGGAGAGCUGCACUGUAAAUCCCCAGCCAGAUUGCACGGCGCCAAAGCCAUCAUGGCUGCCGAGCCACCCAGCUGCCAGGACCUCAAACAAAACCCCACAAUCAUCGUUGAGCUGCCACAGGCCUCAGAGAGCCAGGCAGAGAAAGGGAACAAGACAAAGAAUAGCAAAGACCAGAAGAGAAAAGACACAAAGAACAUCUCACCACCCCUCAAUCCAUACCCGUUACCGAGUGACAGCUUUUCACCCAAAUCACAGCACCUGCACAAAGACACACCCCUGCAGGGCUCCAGUCAAAGCCUCAGUAGUGCAGAGCACGACACUUACCUGUAAAAUGCUGGAAAGGAAAUCGGGAACCAUGACUGUGCUUGUGCAGAAUGUUUACUGACAGUGUUUAGAAGAGAGUCCUACCUUCCCACUCUCAGGAUUUCUGCAUCACAGGAGAGUUCACGACUUGACUGGACCAAAAUGAUCCUCCAGAAUACUUGUGGGAACAAUCACAUAGGAAGAAAUAUUAGACAGGAGAAAACUCUCUAUUUUAUAUACGACCUGAAGUUUUCAAAUGUGUUUACAUGAAGUGUUUGUGUCUGUCUAUGUUGGGAAAUGUAAUGAAGGAUGGAUAGCCAAGACACACUCUCAGAUCUCCAAAUGAAGCAUAUAUAAGCUGUGCUGGAGGCAAAACAUUCACAUGGGAUCCUCAAAAUGUGAUAAUCAGGAAGAAUUUGGUCAGCUCGGUCCAGUACAACAUCUGAACAUUGUCUAAACGUUUCUCAUACUGUUUGAACUAGACUUCCGGUUCCUGGUAGUACAAAACACAUACUGGGAUGCAAGUACCUCCGUCUUCCUCAGGAGACCAAGUUGUCUGAUCUAAAGGAAUAGUUCACCCCAAAAUGAACAUUGUGUCAUCAUUUACUCAUCCUAAUAUUGUUCUGUCAUUCAGAAUUUUUUUCUUCUGGAACAGAAAAGAUGUUAGACAGAAAGUCCAAACUGCCCUUUUCUAUACAAGGCUCCAACAGGGACAAAAAAAAGCAUAAAAACGCCUUAAAAGUAGUCCCUAAAUUAUGUUCGCCACAUUUGACAUUAAACGCCUUUGACUUUUGCUUGUCACAUAAUCGAUCACAGUGUGGCAAAUUUGAAAAAUGCUCCGGCAGAGGGAAAGAUUAUUAAAAUUUUGGCCUGUUCCUCACACAAAGCUAUUAUAUGGCUUCAGAAGACUUGUAAGCUGAACAAGUUCCAUUGAGUACUUUAAUGAUACUUAACGGUGCUUUUUUGUCCUUGGUAGUAAAACAAGCUUGGCAGUUUAAAUCACCAUUCACUUUCGUUUUGUGAUCAUUGAAGGAAAAAAAAAUACUGGUUCAGGAGUUGUGACCACAUGAGAGUAAAUGGUGACAAAGUGUUCAUUUUUGGCUGAACUAUUCCUUUGAGGACAUAAAAUACUAUUGGAAUGGAAUAUGUUGCAUGAUAAGAUUGUUGUAGUCUAACAUUUUAAUGUCGUGACCGCCUUCAGUUCAUUUGCAGUGCACCUUCUUGACCACUAAGGGGCUCUACUGAGCUGUUUUACACAGAAUUGGGAGCUGAAACCGAGGUCACCGUUUAUCACAGGACCAAAUAAUGCUGUCCCAUUUCUAAGAUUCAUGCCCUCUGACAUCAUUGGAAUCAGUCCACUUGUUUCAGAACAACACUAAUCAUAUUUAUAUGGCACAACAGAACCACAACAAUGAAAAGACAACGCUAUAUUUCACUGAUAAAUGAAAGGCAAAAACUUGUAAGCCCAACGUUAAAAACAAAAUUCUAUUCACUCUUAGUGCCAAAAUUGUAAUUAAUUAACAUAUUACUCAGAACCUAGCUCUUUUGUAGUACAUUUCCAUUUCUUGCAAAAGUGAGACAUAUCUCAGAUAUCCAGAAUCAGUCUAUUGACUUUACAUUUGGGAGAAAUUAAACAUUAUAAAAAGGCCAAGUUCGCACCCUACAUCACAAUAAGUCCCGUGUGCAUCGCAUUUGUAUGUAAGAAUUAUUGUCGUGACCUGUGUUUUGUAUAUUUAAGAUCUAACGUGAUAAUCUGUGGACAUUUCUUAUGAAUAUGUAUGCUGGACAGCAAUAUGCAUGAUUCUGACAUCAUAUUUCCAUCUCAGUUUUCUAAAACUGAAGGGAUGCUGUAGGUAGGGCAAAAUCUUCUGACUUUUUUAGGGAGAAAAAAAAAAAUAUAUAUAUAUAUUUUUUUUUAAAUGUCUUUGGAUGUAAAUCGCAUAGCCAAGGCAAUUUAAACACUUUAAAUUUUUUAUGUUGCAAAGAAACAUUUUAUCACCGACUUGCUCUGGCUUCUUGUAAAUACUGAUAUUAUGAAGACAUAUAUAUUUAUGAACAUUUAUGGGAGGAUUUGCUGUGGAUUCACUGAUUGGUGAGGUGUAUACAUUAUUCAUGCAAGUCUUUUCUCCCUUUCUUUUAGGGGAUUUUGGGAGGACGAUAUAAUUUGGUAGGCUAGCAAUGCUGUCUACUUGGUUUUCCUAGCUCAGAUCAGAUGUUAACAUCUGACAUCAUCUUUCAGUUUGCCAAUAUUUUGUUAUAAGGAACCAUAAAUGGUUCAUGAACUCGGUGUGCAUGCCUGUUGUUUUGCUGCACAACUUCAUGCUCAGAAAUGUGUUGCAGGUGUCAUUUUUAGUAUUAGAAUCUGGACUAAAAAUAUCAUUUAAGAUUAACCCUCUAUUGAGAUAUGACAUCUACAGUUGCCCCAAAAAAGUAUUUGGAUGCUUAAACCACACUUAAAAAUGCAUGAAUGUCGCUUCAUUAGAUAACAAGAUGUCAGUCCAAGUGGCAUUCAUUUUAAAGAAAGAUUUGAAAUGUAUACAUUUUUUAAGUGUGGCUCAAGUGUCCAACUAAUUUUUGGGGCCACUAUGUUGAAGUUGAGAAGGCUUGUAUACUCUAACAUUAUCAGUGAUUAUGAUUUAUCAAUUAUAAGAAGAUUUAUUUUUUUGAGUCACUGAAAGGAAAGAGCUAGUUACAUUUCAGCACUGUUUGUGAGAAUUAAAGUUGCCAAAAGUCUGUUUUUUUUUAUCAGAAAAUAUAUUUUAAUAUGGGCACUGUGCAAAACAGAUGUUACUUUGAUAAUAACUGAAGUUAUUGUAGAUUUUAUUUUUUAAUUUUCCUGCCGUCUUUUCUUUUUCUUCACACUUAAGCUAUAAAUAACCUCGUCCUGUAUGCAAGUAACAUUUUUCAUGCAAAAAACACUGAAAGAAUGUUUUUCAUGAUUAAAUUUGAUACUAUUGGAA